AUGAAAUGUUCGGUUCCUCAGUACCACAGCUGCAUCCAAAAGUACGAGUCUCUGGAGCUCAUUAGCUUGUUUGCUAGCCUCCCGAGAGCCUCACGACUGGACCAAACACCGAUUAAUUGCAUUAUGACAGAAAGCAUAAUGAGUAAAGCAGCGACUAUGGAGAUUCCCAUCAGCAGUAACGGAGACGCCGCUCUGCCGGAAGACGACGGCUUGGAGCAGGCUGCUAAACGGCAGUGGAGCUUAGGGGAGCAGGUAGGGAGCGGCCGAGGACCCCGGGAUUUGCAGCAGGUGAUGGUUUCAGGCCCCAAUCUGAAUGAGACCAGUAUCGUAUCGGGCGGAUACGGAGGCACGGCUGAAGGCAUCAUCCCCACCAGCUCCAUCAAGGGCUCCAACAUGAAUCACAGCAGCAGCAGCUCCUCCAUGACGGCGGAGGAGUCGACCAAAGGAGUGGCGGUGGAGAAAAUUGAACAAGUGAAAAAGUGGGGGCUCAACACUUACAAGUGCACUAAGCAGAUGAUCUCAGAGAGGUUUGGCCGAGGCUCCCGCACAGUGGACCUAGAACUCGAGGCUCAAAUUGACGUCUUGCGGGACACAAAGAGGAAAUAUGAAAACGUGCUGCGAUUGGCCCGAGCGCUCACAACCCACUUCUACAACAUGGUCCAGACGCAGCACGCUCUCGGGGACACCUUUGCCGAUCUCAGUCAGAAAUCUCCAGAGCUCAGGGACGAGUUUGGAUACAACGCAGAGACUCAGAAGCUGCUGUGCAAGAACGGAGAAACGUUGUUGGGUGCUAUUAACUUCUUUGUGUCCAGCAUCAACACACUGGUUAAUAAAACAAUGGAGGACACUUUGAUGACAAUAAAGAUGUUUGAAAACGCAAGACUGGAGUUUGAUGCGUAUCGGUCAGAUCUAGAGGAGCUGAGCACUGGGCCGAGAGAUGCAGUGACCAUGGCCCGGAUCGAAGGAGCGGAGCAGCACUACCAGGUUCAAAAAGACAAAUAUGAACGGCUUCGAUCGGAUGUCAUAAUCAAACUCAAGUUCCUGGAGGAAAAUAAGGUGAAAGUGAUGCACAAGCAGCUGCUCCUCUUCCACAAUGCCAUCUCAGCGUACUUCGCGGGGAACCAGCAGCAGUUGGAGCAGACGCUUCGACAGUUCAACAUCCGACUGCGGCCACCAGGCUCCGACAAACCCUCCUGGUUAGAGGAGCAGUGA
This is a messenger RNA of Knipowitschia caucasica, 1212 nucleotides long. NCBI's taxonomy places the organism in Eukaryota, Metazoa, Chordata, Actinopteri, Gobiiformes, Gobiidae. The record is from the annotation of a GenBank genome assembly.